Messenger RNA from Hippocampus comes (tiger tail seahorse), 1275 nucleotides. Its product is annotated as sodium- and chloride-dependent transporter XTRP3-like. Bases 114 to 1238 code for a protein of 374 amino acids. The record is from RefSeq and is a predicted model, not a curated record. Gene Ontology annotation, biological process: glycine transport; L-proline import across plasma membrane; sodium ion transmembrane transport. Gene Ontology annotation, cellular component: apical plasma membrane; plasma membrane. Gene Ontology annotation, molecular function: proline:sodium symporter activity; L-proline transmembrane transporter activity. The transcript has 8 exons. NCBI's taxonomy places the organism in Eukaryota, Metazoa, Chordata, Actinopteri, Syngnathiformes, Syngnathidae.
UUAAGUCAUCUGGGAAGGUGGUUUACUUCACAGCCACGUUUCCUUAUGUGGUGCUCGUUAUCUACCUCAUCAGGGGUUUGACUCUUCCUGGUGCCAUCCAUGGUAUCACAUACAUGUUCACCCCCAAGAUGGAAGAACUGGCCAAUCCGACUGCAUGGAUAAAUGCUGCCACUCAGAUUUUCUUUUCUCUGGGUUUGGGAUUAGGGUCGCUCAUAGCGUUUUCCAGCUAUAAUGACUACAACAACAAUUUUGAGCGACAGUCGAUCAUUGUCACCCUCAUCAACAGCGGAACCUCCAUUUUUGCUUCCAUCGUCACCUUUUCCAUCUAUGGAUUUAAAGCCACAGUUAACUAUGAGAACUGCCUGGAGAGGACGCGCAUAGUGCUGCUAAAUACCUUUAAUCUGGCAGAGGACACCAUCAACAAAAACAAUGUGCUUGACUGGAUUAAAAUACUCAAUUCGACAUACCCGGAGCAGUUUGCUGAACUUGGCAAUCAACUGGAAACCUGUGACCUAAAUGAUGAACUAGACACGGCAGUCGAAGGGGUUGGUCUUGCUUUCAUUCUGUACAGUGAAGCCAUUCAAAACAUGCCCCUGCCUCAGAUAUGGUCAGUGCUGUACUUCUUCAUGCUUCUGAUUCUGGGACUAGGUAGCAUACUGAGCACCGUGAGUGCCAUCACCACGUCACUGCAAGACUUGAAGAUACUUUCUAAAGUUAGCACUGAGGUGUUAAAUGGGAUACUGUGUCUAAUCUUUCUGCUGUUUGGCCUGCCCUUUACCACCCCAUCUGGAAAUUACUGGUUUACCCUAUUCAAUGAAUACGGAGCGUCUUUGGCCAUGCUCUUUGUUGUCCUCAUCGAGAUUGUAAUGGUCAGCUACCUUUAUGGGAUUAAAAGGUUUGAAAAAGACAUAGAAGACAUGCUUGGCCACCGUCCGAACUGGUACUUGAAGAUCAUGUGGAUGGCAGUCAGUCCUCUUCUCUUAAUGUUCCUCUUCAUCUUCUACAUUGUCAACUAUAUAAGAGGAGGGACACCCACCUACCAAGCAUGGGACAAGGAGCUGGGAAAGACGGUGGUGGCGGACUAUCCUGUUUUUGGUCAAGUCUUCAUUGCCAUCCUGUUGGUGUCAGUCAUCAGCUGUGUUCCCCUCACAGCUCUCCAUGUGUACUGCAUGAACAGGAAACGAUCUAGUUCAAUCAAGAAUAGCCAAUUGGAAUGUGCUGCAGCCAUAAAAUUCUAACUUAAUGAUUAUUUGGUGGACUUGCUCACAAAAAAAA